AUGCCCUUUAAUAAUUCUAAAAUCUACCCUUCUCCUCCUCAACGAAACGAUACAAAUAGUUAUCCUCCGUAUAAUCCGCCACAAUAUGGUUUGAAACUUGUUCGGCCUAAAGAUAAAAAGUUUACAAGUCAAGUCUUGGAAGAUUAUUUAAAGUCAUUUGAAACAACUAUGAAAGAUAAAGAUUUAUACACUUUGUUGCAAAACUGUUUACCAAAUACUUUAGAUACAACUGUUGAAUGGUUUAAUGAGAAUCAUCAAGAUCCUCGUACUUUUCUUAUUACAGGAGACAUUCCAGCCAUGUGGAUUCGAGAUUCAACUAACCAAAUCACUCCUUAUUUACGAUUUAUAAAAGAUGAACAGCUAAGAGAUCUUAUUUUUGGAGUUCUUCAAGUUCAGGCAAGUUUUUUAAAUUAUGAUCCAUAUGCAAAUGCCUUUUUGAGACCAUGGUAUGCGCCUAAUAAAAAGCAGGAUAAAAAAGGUUCUACCUCAGAUCAUGUUAUACCUCCUUAUGACCCAAAAAUUGUCUGGGAAUCAAAGUAUGAAUUGGAUUCGAUAGGUCAUUUCUUUCAAUUAACGAAUGACUAUAUAGAAGCAACAGGUGAUAUUAAACGAGUACUUCAAUCUAAUGACUGGCUAAAUGCAGUGCCACGUAUAUUUCAAGUAUUAGAAGAUCAAAUGCAAGACACAUGGCCAGCACGUCAAUUACUGAAAUGGAAUAAGUCACCAUUUUAUAAAACUCAAUCUACUACUAGUUCACCAGAGCCUGUUUCUCUAAAUGAUGGUUAUAGAUUUAGAAGAAUGACGGACAGACCUACUGAAACAUUAGGGGAAUAUGGUAUUGGCGGCAUUACAAAAAAAUGUGGUCUAAUUAGAAGUGCUUUUAGGCCAAGUGAUGAUUCAACUACAUUUCCAUACUUAAUACCUUCUAAUGCUCAACUUUCAGUUCAACUGAUUAAACUUGGCCAACAUAUUGAAACUUAUUUACUAGAAAAUAAUAAUGAUGAUGAUGCAGAAUUGGUUAAAUUACAUAAUCAAAUUGGAGUUCAUUCCAGAGAAUUAGGAGAAAUGGUACGACAAGCUAUUUAUGAACAUGCUAUUGUUACACAUCCAGUAUUUGGUCAAGUAUUUGCUUAUGAAGUAGAUGGUUAUGGAUCACAAUUGAUGAUGGAUGACGCAAAUACACCUUCAUUAUUGAGUUUACCUAUUCUUGGUUUUAUUGAUAAAAAUGAUAUGAUUUAUCAAAAUACGCGAUCUUUUGUACUAUCAAAAUGGAAUCCAUGGUAUUUUGAUGGAAGCUUUACGAAGGGUAUUGGUGGUCCACAUACAGGACAAGAUAUGAUAUGGCCAAUGAGUUUAUUAAUGCAGAUACAAACAUCUACAUCAGAGAAAGAAGUAGUAGAAUUGAUUGACACUUUGAAAAGAAUAGCAUUUAUGACAGGUACAAACUUAAUGUGUGAAUCAUUUAAUGCAAGCAAACCAAGUUCAUUUACAAGGCCUUGGUUUAGCUGGGCAAAUGGAUUAGCUGGAAAUACAAUUUUACAAAUUAUACAUGAUUUUCCUCAUUUAGCUUAA
Molecule: messenger RNA, 1572 nt
Organism: Cokeromyces recurvatus
Lineage: Eukaryota; Fungi; Mucoromycota; Mucoromycetes; Mucorales; Mucoraceae
Exons: 4
Coding region: 1-1572 (523 amino acids)
Biological process (GO): carbohydrate metabolic process
Source: RefSeq, a predicted model, not a curated record